Juglans regia (Persian walnut) is the source of this 3158-nucleotide messenger RNA. RefSeq names its product BTB/POZ domain-containing protein At3g44820. The record is from RefSeq and is a predicted model, not a curated record. The transcript has 4 exons. Bases 669 to 2567 code for a protein of 632 amino acids. Gene Ontology annotation, molecular function: protein binding. NCBI's taxonomy places the organism in Eukaryota, Viridiplantae, Streptophyta, Magnoliopsida, Fagales, Juglandaceae.
AAUCUCAUUUAGCUUCAGAGUUCUUUGACUCAUUUCUGUUUCUUUCUCUUCAAGAAUCCUCUUGCCCCGCAUUCUCUGUUCCUACCAAUCUAAACCCACGCGGUUUCAAACCAUGAUUGCGCCAAGGUGUUUGACAAAAAGCGUGAGACAAACAUCAUUCCUCGGCCGGUUCCUUAUAAUUACCUAUCAUUCCUCGGCCGGCUGAAACCCCUACACGGCUACAUGCCCCUUUCCUCUGUCCCCGUCCCUCACACGCCCACUUUUGUUUAAAAAAGAGAGCGCUUUACCGGUUUGUGCUUAUUUAUCUAUAAAACCCUGUUUUACAUUACACCCACCAUCGUUAAACACGCUUUUUGCUUCGCCGGUUGACGUCGUGAUCCGUGCAUUCUUUUUCUGUGGCACCAACGAAUCCCAAAAGAAUUGUUUUUCCUGUUGUUUGGUUUAUUAUUUUGAUGGGCACGCAAACUUCCUAGCUGUAAAGGCCCACUGUUGCCGACACUGCCCCAGUUGACUGAGUGGGACUCGGUUUCUGUUCUGUUCCUUGUUGGUAUCUUUGUUUCCUUUUUUUAUUGGAAGAAUAAUUUCUAGGUCUCCAACCAGAAAUGAAGAAUUGGACUUGGUAGAGAGAGAGAGAGAGAGAGAGAGAGGGUCUCUCCUUCCGCUCAGCCAUGGCUCCCGCAAGGAAGGUUUCUGAGUUUCGUCGAGAAGGCAAUGGCUGGUUCUGCAAUUCUGGAUUGCCUAGCGAUAUUACUGUUGUGGUUGAGGGCGUAAACUUCCAUUUGCACAAGUUUCCUCUCAUAUCAAAAUGUGGGAAGAUGGCAAAAAUACAUGAAGAAUCCCAAAGUACCCGUGAGAAGAUUUUUACCACAGUGCUGGAAGAAUUUCCUGGUGGCCCUGACACUUUCUUGAUUGCAGUUAAGUUUUGCUAUGGUGUCCGUCUUGAAAUGACACCAAGAAACAUAGUAAUGGUAUACUGUGCAGCAGACUAUCUUGAAAUGACAGAUGAGUAUGGAGAAGGUAACUUAAUAUCUAAGUCAGAAAGUUUCUUUCAUAAGAAUAUACUUCGUAACUGGAAAGAUUGUAUUUUGGCUCUUCAAAGUUCUGAGCCUGUCAUGUCAAGGGCUGAAAAGCUCCAGAUAUUGAGCAAAUGUUUUAAUGCUCUAUCUAUGAUGGUUUGUACGGAUCCUAGUUUGUUUGGAUGGCCCAUGAUGAUGUAUGGUAGUUUGCAGAGCCCUGGGGGAAGUAUCUUAUGGAAUGGAAUAAACACGGGGGCUAGAAUUAGAAGCUCAGAAUCUGACUGGUGGUUUGAAGACAUCUCAUAUCUUAGUGUUAGUUUGUUUGUGAGACUUAUUAAGACAAUGGAAGGAAGAGGUAUAAGACCUGAAAACCUAGCUGGUGCAGCAAUGUACUAUGCCAGAAAGUACCUACCUGGUCUAGGCCGAUGGCAGGGUGGACAAAGUGGCAAAACCAGGACAGUUGCAAGUUUUAGCUUGACACCUGCUGCGGUGGAUCAAAAGGAUCUAUUGGAAAGCAUUGAGAAGCUUCUGCCAGCAAAGAAAGGCAAAUCCUUUUGCCGUUUUUUACUGGGACUUCUUCGUGUUACAUUGAUAUUGGGUGUCACUCAUACAUGCAAGGAUUCUUUAGAGAAGAGAAUAGGAAUGCAAUUAGAACUGGCAACUCUUGAUGCUCUUCUGAUUCCAACUUAUUCUGAUUCUGAUACAUUAUAUAAUACUGACUGUGUUGAACGGAUCAUCCAUCAUUUUAUGUCUUCCGAGUCAUUUAUAACAUCAUUUUCUCCAUCAUCAUUUGACCUGGAAACCUCACCAUCAUCUGGGCCGUUAAGAAAAGUUGCAAAGUUGAUAGACAGCUAUAUUGCAGAGGUUGCUUCUGAUGUGAAUCUGAAACCAGGAAAGAUCCGCUCUAUUGCUCAGGCCCUCCCAGAAUCUUCAAGACCUUUGCAUGAUGGGCUAUACAGAGCACUGGAUAUAUAUUUCAAGGCGCACCCUUGGCUUUCCGAGAAGGAGAAGGAAGAACUCUGCAAUGUCAUUGACUACCAGAAACUAUCCAUUGAUGCCUGUGCUCAUGCAUCCCAAAAUGAAAGGCUGCCACUUAGAGUUGUUCUUCAAGUUCUGUUUUUUGAGCAAAUGCAGCUAAGAACAGCGCUAGCUGGUUGUCUCCAUGUACUGGACACUGAAAGUGCCCCUGCAGGUCCUUUGACUGUCCCAGGUGACAUGGCGGGCCAGAUUGUACAGAGGGAUGGUUGGGUAACAGUAGUACGUGAGAACCGGGUUUUAAAGGUUGAUAUGGAAAGGAUGAGGUCUAGAGUCGGGGAACUUGAGGAAGAAUUUAGUAAAAUAAAACAAGAGAUGAAAAAGGUGACAAAAUCACAUAGUACCCUUAGUUCUCCUCGUUUGGUUGUGAAGAAAAUUGGAUGCAAGCUUGUUCCAGGAUCCUCGGAUGCUCAACCAGAUACUGUUGAAAGCACUGGACCCACUCCAAGACCGUCACUUGAGCAGUUGCGUCUUUCACGCAAUUCCAGACACCGGAAAAGCUUCUCUUUGUUUUGAAGGCAUUAUUAGCAAGGAAGCUGAUUAAAACUUGUCAAAGAAGAAAAGCAAGGAAGCUGAGAUGAUGGGAUCUUCAUACAUAGAGGCUCUUUGGUCCCGAAUGUGCGAGGGAAAGGGAAGGAAAAUGUUAAAAUUUGCUUCUGUUUUUUAGCAUUUUUUUAACUGAUUGAGCAUUUUCCUUUUCUUUCCUCCGCUGAAUCUGGCACUAUUUUCAAAAGGGCAGUUGAAAAAAGAGAUCCCACUCUUGCACCACAGAAUUGUUUCCUGAGUGCUUGGCAGCAGACUGUAGAAUUGUUUAAGUUAUCUUUCACAUUUCAUAGGUUAGGGGGUUGGUCCUAGGCUUAAAGAAUGAACCAGGAAAUGAAUAUUUUGCCAUUGAAGAUGAAAUACUGGCCCAUCUGAAACUUGGACACAUACUUGUGGAUUCCAUAGAAGUAAAUACACCAAGUCAACAGUUAUAUAUGUUAUUUUGUCUUUGUUGCUUACACAUUUACAGCACUGUAAAUCAAGUUGUAACUCUGUCAAGCAUUGGGAAGAUAAGUAAAGGUAUGUGUUUUCAUUGUCUGAACUUGCAAAUGAACCUACUUCUGA